Molecule: messenger RNA, 517 nt
Organism: Oryza sativa Japonica Group (Japanese rice)
Lineage: Eukaryota; Viridiplantae; Streptophyta; Magnoliopsida; Poales; Poaceae
Product: pollen allergen Lol p 2-A
Cellular component (GO): extracellular region
Source: RefSeq, a predicted model, not a curated record
AUGGAUAGAAUGGAAGCGAAGCCAGCUUUGAGAGGUGCUAAGUUAAGCUUCAUAUCAUAUGAGGUCACCUUCAAGGUCGGUGAGGCCUCUAGCGGAAAAAGUCUGGAGCUCGUCACCAACGUCGCCAUCUCUAAGGUGGAGAUCAAGGAGAAGGGCAGCAAGGACUGGGUGACGCUCAAGGAGUCGUCAACUAACACAUGGACAAUCAAAAGUGAGGCGCCGCUCAAAGGACCCUUCUCCAUCCGCUUCCUUGCCAAGAAUGGUGGCUACCGUGUUGUUGACGACGUCAUCCCCGAAAGCUUUACGGCCGGCUCUAAAUAUAAGAGUGGCAUCAACAUCUAAGUGAUAGACAUGUGUGUUUUUAUUUUGAAAUAAUUCUUAACCUCUCUAUAAUUCUUUUUUAUUUCAAAAGAGAGAUCAAGUCUGCAUUCGGGGAAGCCAAUAAUUAAUUUUCUAUGGUUAUUUUGUGAAAUAUGCCAUCAACAAAAUAAAGCAUUCCGUAUGCCAUGUCUGCAUG